This is a messenger RNA of Saccharomyces paradoxus, 1008 nucleotides long. RefSeq names its product tyrosine protein phosphatase PTP1 (gene PTP1). Gene Ontology annotation, biological process: protein dephosphorylation. The record is from RefSeq and is a predicted model, not a curated record. Bases 1 to 1008 code for a protein of 335 amino acids. NCBI's taxonomy places the organism in Eukaryota, Fungi, Ascomycota, Saccharomycetes, Saccharomycetales, Saccharomycetaceae. Gene Ontology annotation, molecular function: protein tyrosine phosphatase activity. The transcript has a single exon.
AUGGCAGCUGCACCAUGGUAUAUUAGGCAACGUGAUACGGAUUUACUAGGCAAAUUCAAGUUCAUACAAAAUCAAGAAGACGGGAGAUUAAGGGAAGCUACAAAUGGCACGGUGAAUUCACGAUGGUCAUUAGGGGUGAGCAUAGAAUCUCGUAACGACGCUAGGAAUAGGUACGUUAACAUUAUGCCGUAUGAAAGGAACCGCGUCCAUUUGAAGACGCAGUCAGGGAAUGACUACAUCAAUGCCUCGUACGUCAAAGUGGACGUUCCUGGACAGAGCAUCGAGCCAGGAUACUAUAUUGCCACGCAAGGUCCGACGCGAAAAACAUGGGAUCAGUUUUGGCAAAUGUGUUAUCAUAACUGUCCUUUAGACAAUAUUGUCAUUGUGAUGGUCACUCCCCUGGUCGAAUACAACAGGGAGAAGUGCUACCAGUACUGGCCUCGCGGCGGUGAGGACGAUAUGGUUAGAAUCGCAUCGCAAUGGGAAAGUCCGGGUGGCGCCAGUGAUAUGACUCAGUUCCCCUCUGACUUGAAAAUAGAAUUUGUUAAUGUACAUAAGGUGAAGGACUAUUAUACGGUCACCGACAUUAGACUCACGCCUGCGGACCCUCGUGUAGGACCCGUCAAGACUGUUCACCAUUUUUACUUCGACCUUUGGAAAGAUAUGAACAAACCAGAGGAAGUGGUACCCAUAAUGGAAUUAUGCGCUCAUUCCCACAGCUUGAAUUCCCGCGGGAACCCCAUUAUAGUACACUGUUCCGCAGGCGUAGGCAGAACAGGGACAUUCAUUGCCCUAGACCACCUUAUGCAUGAUACUUUGGAUUUCAAAAAUAUUACAGAACGCUCAAGGCAUUCGGUCGGGGCUACAGAGGAGUACACACGGGAUUUGAUCGAGCAGAUCGUGUUACAGUUGCGUUCGCAAAGAAUGAAGAUGGUGCAGACGAAGGAUCAGUUCUUAUUUAUCUAUCAUGCCGCCAAGUAUCUUAACAGUCUUUCUGCUAACCAAUAG